Moesziomyces aphidis is the source of this 3438-nucleotide messenger RNA. NCBI's taxonomy places the organism in Eukaryota, Fungi, Basidiomycota, Ustilaginomycetes, Ustilaginales, Ustilaginaceae. The record is from the annotation of a GenBank genome assembly.
AUGUGGCCCCGUAGCAUUGCCCUGUUCGCCUUCCUUGUUCUGGCUGCGACGUCGAGUCAGGCUCAGGAGUCCAGCUCGCAAACCUCUCCAGCAUCGGCGACGGGUGUCGUAUCGACAACCCCAACAGCGACGGCUUCCGCAACAUCCUCUGCUACACCAACAACGCCAGCCUACCUGGCAUCAUGUCCGAGCGAGCUGGAACUGCAGAUCUCGAUCUGCCUUGACACCGUGGCUCGUGACGGCGCCGUGCUGCCAUGCAAUCCGGACGAUUGGUGGUGCAAUUGCAACAACUGGCAAGGCAUCAUCUCCUGCUACCAGCCUUGUCCCGAUCUUCAAGAGCAAGCUGAUAUCGACUGGAACCAGAAGAACUGCCAGGGCCAGCACGGAUACGCCAACCUGCUCGGAGGCAACUCCACCGGCUCCUAUCUCGGUUCCAACAUCACCACCACCGGAUCCAACGGACACACAAGAAACUACUACAGCGAGAUGCCACAAACCUCUUCGGUCGCACCUACGAGCACUUGGUCCUGGCAGCCCACUGCGAGUCCCUCUGUCCAGGCUCGCGUCAAAUCCGCGGCUUCGCACCAGUCUGCCGUCAAGGCGAGCCUGCUUGCCGUUCCGCUUGUUCUCGUUGCAGCCUCCAGUCUCGUCUUCCUGGACCCUCCCAUCAUCUCCGCUGUCGGCUCCGAUGCCAAUGAACCAUACGAGAUUCGCUCGACGCGGCGAUGGGGACGGCUGCAAACCAUGCAUCCGAGCCUCUUCCAUGUCUUGGACGGGAAGCGUUCACUGACCAGCAAAAGAAGCGCCGAGGCUACGUUGUGGAUCGGUGGCAUUGUAGGCGAGAGAACGAUCGACCUGACUAGCGCAAGCGAGACAACCGAGGUAUCGCCGUUGGCGCCGCUCGAAGUGAAACGCUGCGACCUGCACAGGUGGUACAAAGGGACGGGCCGCGAUGACCUCGUGCAGGCUCCCGGCGAUGUCGUCCUUUGGCGCGGCACCCUGCCAGAUCAAAUGGGAGCUGCACGUGAGAUGGCCGCCGCGAUUCGGAAGUUUGGAAGAUCGGAAGCAAGUUCAAGGAUGGCUGUUGGCGCGCCAUCCCGCGGAAGCGCUACCGCGUGGCGUAUUUGUCUGUUCCCUCGAACUCACUCUCAAACCGCCAAACAGAAGCGUUCCUCACUGAGCGUGUGGACCGGCGCGAAAGCACUGUCGGCAGCCCUUCCGCCCAAAGCCGCUAGUGACAGCUGUGAGGAUCUGGUUCAAGGUCUGUAUCGGGAACUGAUCGGAUUCGUCAUCGGCCGCGCCAUCCGCAACGAGCUGGUCCGGCCAUUCACGCCCGGCAUCCGCGCGAGGACACAGCAGUGCGACGCAGAGACCGAGGGAAAAGACCCGGUCGAACGCGGAAAAAAUUAUCCGGAAGGCGAAGAUGUUAUGCCGCUGCGACCGAGGCGCGCCCGCACCUACGCCACUGUGCGCAAUGGACGCGCACAUGACGGAGGCGGCGGCAGCAGCAGCAGCUGCGCGCCGUCUCCCGUCUCCCGGCAGCCAAGAAAAUUCGCUCGCGUUCGCCUCAUCCGAGCCUCCGAAUUACGCGCCAGCAGGAGCGCCGAUCGCGAUUUUUCCGCAGGGUCGACCACGGCGUCUCUGGACCCUGACUCCUCCCCAAACGGCCAACUCACUCGAGCGCGUCAUGUUCCUGAAUCAGAAGAGGCUCCGAAGGUUACGCUCGUUCUUGCUUGCAGCCACUUCUUGAGAGGAGAUACGGGCGCAAAGGUCGAUGGAUCGGCACUUUCACCGGACUCACCCAUGCAGCAGGGCGUCAGCGACGACGUUGCCGCAGAGAAUGCGCACACUCGCUUGUGGGUUUGCUACAAUCGAUGGGAAGGACCGAGCCGUACAUGCGCGCAAAUUCGGAUGCUUGUUUCCACUGCCUUGCCAGUAUCGAUCCUGGUGCAAGACGGUCGCUUGAGGCGGCUAUCGCAGCCAUGGACACUUUGGCGCAAACGAUCGCGAGCUCUUCGGUGGGAUCGCUACGGAGCAAUUCCGGAGUGGCUGACGCUUCCCACGUUAGUGCUGGCCGCAGCCGAUGUAGCUAGUCCGUCGCUUGUUCUAGACUGGAAAGUGCAGCGAUCUGCGCCGUCAACCCUGCAGAAUCCUGCCUGGGUCGAGGCGGAUGGAGCCGCUGGCAACCCAUCUCAAGCCCCGUCCGACUCGACGCGCCCAGGCAAAUCUGACCGAGCGGCGCAAACCGUCUUGAUCCCCAAUGUGAGGCAGCCUUCUCCUCAUACUCCAAUCCGCAGGACAGGUGCCACAGUCUCCCAAACUAAAGAUACCUUCGACGGCGAAAACGUUGGACUCUUCGCACCCGACUCGCUUCCAAGCACCUCGGUCCCACUUCCAUCCCGUCAUUCAUCGUCCAUCAUCGAAGCCACUUCCACGAGCCUAGCUUUCCAGACGCGGUCGUCACUUAAAUCUUCUCACUCGGACAUCUUUGCCAGAAUGAUGGGCCAACGUCUCAUCCAGACCUUGGGCGUGGCGAUCGUCGUGCUCUUCGCAGCCAGCUCUGCAACAAGGCUGCCCCCGUCGGUCGGCGAGCAAUAUGCUCUCUUGGAAAAGCGAGAUAGCCUUUCGUCGUCACCGUUGGUGAAGCCCAGCUGGAUGCACAUGGAGAAGCGCGCCGACAUCUCGGCUGCGCUCUCCGUGCUCAACUCGAUCGUUCCAGGACUCAACAUUUCGUCCUCCACGGGCGAACAAUCCAACUCAUCUGCGAGCCCAGCAAACUAUUCGCUUGUAGGAAUCCCCCUCAACAAUACUGCCAGUCUCAACCAGACCGAGAUCGACCGUGCUCGCAACUGUCCUGGUAUCGAGUUCAUCACCACCCGUGGUGCCAACGACUCGUUCACCGACGGCUACUGGCUCAAAGAAAUGGCCCGUCAGGUCAUGUCGCGCUUGCCCGAAGGGACGUCGAGACGCACAGAGACCAGAUACGACUCAAACAUCGGAAACGACUUGCAAUCCCAGGUCAAAGCAGCCCUUGACGGCAGCUGGUGGGUUGCCAACUACACCACUUUGCUCGCGCAGAGCUGCCCAAACACCACAAUCAUCAUGAUGGCUUACUCUCUCGGCGCUGCAGCCAACACCGUGGCCAGCACGCGCCCUCGCUUCCCACUCAGCCGCAUCAAGGCCGCAGUCUAUUGGGGCUCGCCUCUCCGAUCGCCUGGCCGACCCCAGAAUCGCGGUACAGCCAAGUCUGCGCUGGGCCAGGUCGCUCUUCUCGGCUACCGUACGCCUCGCGGCCUCGAGCCCGUCGUUCGAGACUACUGUGUCAUCAAAGACGUCAUCUGCACCUCAUGGGGCACCCUUGGUCCUCAUUUGUCGUAUGCCAACUCCACUUAUCAAGACGAGACGGUCGACUACCUCGUUCAGGCUGCCCUUGCCUAG